GCGCGGAUAAAUGCGGACAGGUCGUUUUUAUACCAUCCCGGCAGAUAAUGUUCUGCAGACGUCAGGAAUACUUCCUCUGGAAGUAUUUCAACUCCUUUUUGUAGUCAUCUCCUCUCUCUUGAAAGACUUCAGACACUUUCGUUUUGGUUUCAGUUACUAGCACUGCUUACCGCCUUAAUGUCUGUCGAAGAACCCAGUAUCCACUGCUCCAAUCCAUUCCACAGCCUUUCGUAUUCCUCCCACUAUACACCCCAAGUCCCCACUCACAAUGACCCUAUUAUAAGCCAGCUUCUUUCACAUCGGGAACAAAUGACCGACGUCUCUGACGCCGACGAGCAAGAACGGCAACGACGAAUGUAUACCAUGCUCCGCCACUCUCGUAAAUAUAAAAAGAUACAAGUGGAGCUCGCCAACGGGCGAUGGGAAAGCAGUAAUCAGGAGUCAGCGCAAGUUUCCAUUGAAGGGAACGAGAUCACAGCAGCAUUGCUUCAAUUGGGUGAUUUGGAAGGUAGCGCAAGAGCAGCGUUUCCUCCACCAUCCCUGUUGGAAAGUACGAACCCUUCGGGUCGCGAAAGACAGGCUAGCGGAAACUCUGGUGGCAGCAAAGCAGGAAGCCGCUGGGUCUCGUUUUCAGAGACGGUCGUCGUCAUUCGACAACCUCCUGGGCGCAUUGCUACAAAGUUGAACGAAAGCGACGAAUCGCUUGCCGAGUCUCCUCGUGACAGCCAAAGUACGGAGACGUCAGUAGUGUCGAUUUCAAGUGACGCGAGUAGCAAUAGCGAGAUAUCACCCGCGAGCAAUGCAAGCAGCAAUAGCGAUUCUGAGAAAGUGAUAGAACCAGCAUCUGGUAUCGCCGGCAAACUAGACAAUGACCUGUCGAAGCACCCAGCGAGCCACGCUGUUCCAGCAAUCAGAUCUGGUCGUCGCAAGAAGUUGCGUUUCAAGGCAAUAGCAACCAAACUACUUGGUCGAAAGCGUACUUGAGCGAAUAACAUCAUUAAUGGCCCUAGCCUUUCGUCAUAUGUGACUUAGAAGUGUAUAUAAAUGAUCUACCUAUUGCUGAUAGUUUUAACUCUUAAUGCUUCAUAUAUCUGGAAUAAGUAACUCUCUGUGUUAAUCUAACGUUGGCUAUCGAGUUGAUGCCAUGGUCCAUGGUGAUAAACUGCAGAAUGGCG
This is a messenger RNA of Spizellomyces punctatus DAOM BR117, 1175 nucleotides long. RefSeq lists its product as uncharacterized. The transcript has a single exon. The coding region runs from base 178 to 984 and encodes 268 amino acids. The record is from RefSeq and is a predicted model, not a curated record. Lineage: Eukaryota; Fungi; Chytridiomycota; Chytridiomycetes; Spizellomycetales; Spizellomycetaceae.